AUGGAGAAUUACCUGAAAGGCUCAACUCUCGGCGUCGGUACCUACGGAACCGUGAAUAUGGUCGAGUGUCGGAAAACAGGACAGGUUUUUGCUUUGAAGUACCAUAAGGAACUAGAUGAUGUAACCGUGAGAGAACUUUCCUGUCUCGCCGCACUUAGGGGUCACCCUCAUGUGAUCUAUAUGCACGAUUGUUUCAUUGCUGAUGGAAAGAUAGCUAUGCUCAUGUCCUACGUACCAUACACGUUGAGCGAAGCGAUUCACAACGGAUACGGUUGGAAGCUCUACUUACUCCACGCUCCUGAGGCGUACCAGUUGAUCCCAUUGAGUUUCAUGGCUCACUUUUCUGUACAGGUUGCCGAUGCUCUGGCUUACAUGCACAGACUGAAUAUGAUACACAGGGACCUGACACCCUUCAACGUGCUGCUGACAGAAGAUCUCACCGUUAAGGUGGCUGACAUGGGUUUAUCCAGACUGUCUUGCAAAUUGAUGACCCCAGAAGUGGUGACACAGCCUUACAGGGCCCCGGAAUUGUUUGUUGAAAACAAACAGUAUACCGCUACCGGAUAUACUUGUGCUAUAGACAUGUGGAGCCUGGGGGUAUUGAUAGUGGACGCCAUGGAAGGGAAGGCAGUGUUCUCUGCUGUCAAUGAAGGUGAGCAGGUAUCAACGUAUCAGAUCAUUCUAAGGACCCUAUGCCCUGAAGACCACCCAUGUGCCCCAACUACACGCCGGGACCCUGCGGCUAUAAUGCCCCAAACGAUGGAGUGUGACCUUGUGAAAAGGAUCGUCUUCCGACUGCUGGCUUUCUGUGAGAAUGAGAGACUUCUGGCUCACGAGCUACUGCAGGACAAAGAAUGGCUGCAGGUUGCUCAUAUGACUGAGGAAGACAAAAAUUUAGUUAGAGAGCGAAUUCAGCAACACAAAAAGAAAGCACAAAAAAGACUGUAA
This is a messenger RNA of Scomber japonicus (chub mackerel), 948 nucleotides long. RefSeq lists its product as uncharacterized. Gene Ontology annotation, biological process: G1/S transition of mitotic cell cycle; regulation of gene expression; signal transduction. Gene Ontology annotation, cellular component: cytoplasm; cyclin-dependent protein kinase holoenzyme complex; nucleus. The record is from RefSeq and is a predicted model, not a curated record. Gene Ontology annotation, molecular function: cyclin binding; cyclin-dependent protein serine/threonine kinase activity; ATP binding. Lineage: Eukaryota; Metazoa; Chordata; Actinopteri; Scombriformes; Scombridae. The transcript has a single exon. The coding region runs from base 1 to 948 and encodes 315 amino acids.